Emericellopsis cladophorae is the source of this 1998-nucleotide messenger RNA. RefSeq lists its product as uncharacterized. The record is from RefSeq and is a predicted model, not a curated record. Lineage: Eukaryota; Fungi; Ascomycota; Sordariomycetes; Hypocreales; Bionectriaceae. The coding region runs from base 1 to 1998 and encodes 665 amino acids. The transcript has 2 exons.
AUGAUAGCCCUCACGAGCUGGAUGUCAAAGUUGGAGCAAUCCUUCACACCAAACUUGGACCGCAUGUCUACCUCUGAUAACCACCUCAGGAUCCCAGGCCUUGGUCUGCCGGUAAACUUCAUGCCCGACUAUGAGUUGAGGUUUCCCUUUCUGAGUGACGACCAUGGCUAUUCGUGGAAAGCAAGGACCCUACUUCAUCGCGAGAUCGCCAUGCUGCAGGUCAUGGAGGAGCUCACCAACAAGCCUGAUUGGUGGCGCAAAGUCCGCGACUCUACCAUUACAGACAAAUGGAAGAAGGACGUCAUUGCGCUGGGCCAGAGUGGCGACUGGGCUUCAAAGCUUGCUCCUGAAGGGUUCACGCGAAACAUGGCGGAUGCUGUCAUUGUUGAGCUGCAGCGAAAGGCCGAUUUUUAUGAAGAAGCCGGCUUGGUCCCAGUCCUGGACUACUCUCUCUGCGUGAUCAAAUCGGACAAGAUUCUCGAGGAUGAUCCGGACUUGGUAAAAGACCUCAAAACGGCUGUUUCACGACUGGAAAAUGUCCCAGAUGCCCAGAAGGACUGGCAUCCCCGAAGCGGUAACAAGGUGCUCGACCUGGUACAUCCAUCGCUGUACCCCUUGGUCUACGGCAAAACAAGAGUUUUGAAAGACAAGCGCAUCGAUCUGGCGAACGCAUUGGACUUCUGCGGCGCAGGCGAAGUCAUUGCCGCUCAGCAGGAUGGCAAGCUUGCGGAAAACCCUGCGGGCGACAAUGAGCAGAAUGUCCCGGCUUCUUGUUGGAUCGGGGAUCCAUUCUUCUCAUUCAAAUACCAGUGGCUGCCAUGUGAUGUCAAGCUUGAGAACGGCAGGGCCGAAAUCGUGAGCUACAUCAACAACCUCCAUCCUGUUGACCACGCGGAGAUGUACCCGGUCAUCGAAAAGUUUAUCGAAAAGUCACUUCCAGCAUGGGAUCUAUGUUACCGCUGGCCUGAAAACUACGAGCACAAGCGCAUAGAUUGCACACGUGUAUUCCCAGAGUGUGCGACGGAAGAACUGUGCCCUGGAAUAUGCCAACCUUCCAAUAGGCCGCUUGAAGAGGGGGAGAACCCCCGUACAGCCGAAUAUGAAGCUGAGGAAGUGUGGUAUGAGGGUUCCGAACGUGAGAGGAAAGACACAAUCUGGUACAAUUCCACUCACUCGCUGGGGUUGCCGGAACCGGACCCGGAGAAAGUCUCUUUCGAUCUCAAGGCUUCUGAGGAUGUGAACAAGGAUAAAUUCUUUGAAGAUCUUUUCCACGGUGAUGUGGACAAAGACUUCCGAAACGGUACUUGGGAGAAGGGCGAGUCACGUAUCCAAGUCAUUGUCAAGCUCGCCAAUAUCCACUUGACUCCUGACUCGCCAUCGUAUCCGGGAGGUACGUGGCAUACGGAGGGCCAGCUGAACGAGCACAUUUGCGCGACAGCCCUCUUCUACUACGACAGCGACAACAUUACCGACUGCCGCUUGGAUUUCCGUACCAUGGCCGAUGAAGAAGGGCUCAUGAUGGAACUGGGCCACGAACAAGGUGAUUACCACAACAUCGAGCGCGCCUUUGCUAUCGAUGCUCGGGGCGACUUGCUCCAAAACAUUGGCUCCGUGCUCACACGCCCGAACCGAGCACUAUUCUUCCCCAACUUGUACCAGCAUCACGUCUCUCCCUUUGAGCUUGUCGACAAGACCAGACCGGGCCACAGAAAGAUCCUCGCCUUGUUCCUGGUCGACCCACAGAUCCCCAUCAUCUCUACCGCCAUUGUGCCGCCACAGCAACGAGAUUGGUGGGCGCGCCAGGUUGAACUCAAGGACACGCAAUUAUCAAAGCUGCCUCAGGAGGUGCGCGAUAUGGUCUUUAGCCAAGAUGUCAUGCCAGUGGGCCUGGAGGAGGCCAAGGUCAUUCGAGAAGAGUUGAUGGAUGAGAGAACAGUGCUGCAGGAAGGUGUCAACGGACAGCUGUCAUAUUCGUCGUGGAAUUUCUGUGAGCACUAG